AUGCAGGUUCUUAUCAAGAAGAUUAUUGGCAAUGCAGUUGCAUAUGAUGUCAGCAAUGCAGAUAGAGUUGAAGAUGUUAAAGCGCAAAUCCAAAUCAAAGAAGGAAUUCCAUUAACUCAACAAGAUCUAAUUUUUGCCGGUCGGCGCCUCAUUAAUGGUUCAAUGAUCCAAGAUUACAAGAUCAACAAGAACGAUACACUUAAUCUCAUUAUUCGUAUGAGAUAA
Molecule: messenger RNA, 225 nt
Organism: Trichomonas vaginalis G3
Lineage: Eukaryota; Parabasalia; Trichomonadida; Trichomonadidae
Product: cellular macromolecule catabolic process
Exons: 1
Coding region: 1-225 (74 amino acids)
Biological process (GO): modification-dependent protein catabolic process; protein ubiquitination
Cellular component (GO): nucleus; cytoplasm
Molecular function (GO): protein tag activity; ubiquitin protein ligase binding
Source: RefSeq, a predicted model, not a curated record